AUGCAAUCACAUACUUUUUCUUUUAAGGGCAUCGUUCCAAUUAUUUGUGCUGGAUUAAAUUGUUGUCAAGAUGCUAUGCUUACAAAUGGCAAUUCGCCUUAUCGUCAAAAACUUGCUCAGGUGAUGCAUACUCGUCUCAACAAUCAAAAUCAACUCCAGCAACUAAUUGAAGUAGGCAUUAUCAGUACUCGUUCUCGCUGGAAGAAAACUAUAGAAGAUACUACUCUUGACUUUCCAGAAUUAGACCUCGAUGACCUUGAUCUUUUAUUUUUAAGUGCAUAUAAAAUAAAACAAGCUCAAAUGUAUGUUGAAGGACAUCUGGAUGAAGCUGGUGAUUAUAUUAUUGAAGUUGGAGAUGAUGACGAUUUUACUUUACGAUGUACAAUACAAAGCCGUCAUUCGAAUGCUAUU
Rotaria sp. Silwood2 is the source of this 411-nucleotide messenger RNA. The record is from the annotation of a GenBank genome assembly. Lineage: Eukaryota; Metazoa; Rotifera; Eurotatoria; Philodinida; Philodinidae.